Messenger RNA from Frieseomelitta varia, 5476 nucleotides. RefSeq lists its product as uncharacterized. The transcript is spliced from 6 exons. NCBI's taxonomy places the organism in Eukaryota, Metazoa, Arthropoda, Insecta, Hymenoptera, Apidae. Bases 165 to 1832 code for a protein of 555 amino acids. The record is from RefSeq and is a predicted model, not a curated record.
AGGGGGGAAAAAAAGACGUUCGACUCGGGGCUCGAUGGAAAGUAUAAAUUCGCCUCUGGUGUUCGAGGCUCGCCUGAUAAGAUUUAACGUGCGCAAACGUGCGCCGAUAAGCUGCGGGAAGUAAAGAAGUCGUUCUCCGCGGCGCGAUAAGCUUGGUUGCAAAAAUGGACUGCUGCAACUACGUCGAGGCAUACGCGGCAGGCAGCCACUUUUAUCAUCAACAACAACAACACUACUUUUGCUAUGAUAACGCGAGCAACGAUUACGGUGGCUACGAGCCGCAGCCGAUCUCCACCGCGAUCGAAACUACGGCGCGAUACAACGGGACUGUGCCGCCCGGCUAUCCACCAGACUACGUGUAUAAUCCGAAGGAGGCGAGACUGCGGAAGGCGAUGCGCGAACAGAGCCGCGAGCUGUCGAGACGAUCGAUCUUGCAGAGCGCGAUCGCUCGGGCGGGCGUGAUCGCGAGCCCGGUCACAUCCGCCGGCUUCCUGGAUCAUCAGCACCGUUUCGGUUGCAUGCCCACCGCCAGCCUGCCGAUGAACUCGUCCGUGGAGCCGGACCGUGUCACGGAACCGUGGUUCCAGUCGGCCUCGCGCCCCAAGCCGAUCCACUCGCCCCGUAUGGCCCCGAACGAUUGGUACGUCGGCAACGUGGCCGAUCCUAUCGAGAGAUUGCAAAUAAUGGGCGCGAUGGCCCAUCAGCGUGGCCUCGACAAAUGCAAGGACGCGAUGAGAAACCAGGCGGUGGCCAGCGUGGCCAACACGGUGGCUGCCGAGUGCGGUGCUACGUUCUCGAGCAACGGGUACCCUGUCGACUUCACCGACGUCAACCGGGAGAGGGAGUUGCGUCGCCAGGAGAGCAUGGAGUACGGCGAGUUCCCCGAUGAUCAGAAGUGGCAUCCUUAUCAGAAUGGCGGAGGUGCUCACCAACAUCCCAGAACGUCUCAUCCGCCACAGAUGAGCAACAUUCUUCACCCAAACAUUCAGAGUCCGGGUUCACAGGGGCACGGAUCGUGGGGUCAGUUUUGCCACGGUAUGCUACCACACACACCGCCUAUGCCUCGGAACGUUGGGGUUCGUGGACCACGACAUACAAUGUUGUUGCGGGAUCGUAUGCCUCCUGGACACUGCGAAUUUCCCGAGGAAGCGCCGCGGAUGGUGUAUCAUCCAAGUAAACUCGAUCUCGAGAACGUACGAGCGUCGUACACACCUUCCGAGCACCAGAUGCCAAGAUUACUCGAAACCUCGGUCAUGGAUUCGGCGUCCACGCUGAGGAUUCGCCGUGAGGAUGACGGGCCCAGGUGGGAGCCAGGCGCCAUGAACAACAGAAUGUCUAUGGACAACUUAGCUCCAACAAGGGAGUCUAGCAUGUCGCGCGAGAAGGAGAGCGAGUCCCGUCGAUCGGCUGCUGAACGAUUCGAGCCGAAGAAGAAGAGCGUCAGCAAGCAACCGUUGCCCGGUUUUCACCAGGCGUUCGGCUCGACGGAGAUCGGCAGGUUCUCCAGAUCGGAGUUCUUCGUGAACAUGGUGGGCGAGAGCGGCGGCAACGUGGACGUCGCCGACACGGAAGCUACCAACGUAAGUACGGAUCGUAUGUCAGAGGUGAACGGAUCGGCAGUGACCACAGCGACGCACGACACAUCGGUGGUAACCACGACAGCGACGACCACCGUCAGAUCGUUCGACGGCGUCGACGACAACGAGGAGGCGAGUUUCGACGACUCGAGCAACGACCUCGUUGCACCGACGUCGAUGGGCAUGUACUGCGGCCAACCAAGCAUUCCUCGUUGGCACAGUCCUCACGUAGGCGCUAUAGGUAGCGAAAUUUAAGCGAGUCUUUAAUCCUUUCGCGGGCUAACGCCACGUUUCCUCCUCCAUUGAAAGUCUGACACGAUAGCGGACUAUGUGUGGUUCUAGUCAUUUUCAAAAAGAAAGAAAGAAAGAAAGAAAGAAAGAAAGAAAGAAAAAAGGCGAGCAGGAGUCGCUGCAGCGUGACUUUCCUUUCUGGAUAUGCAACGGUUUGCGAAGAAGAAUCUUUGGAAGGAAACCUGUUGCUGGUCCCCAAAGGAACGGGGGAGCGAGGUGACUGAAAACAAAUCUGUACGUUCUGUGAUGUAUACGUAGACAUUUAGAAAACUCGAUCGAGCGUAUUUACAUUUAUUCUGUGUGUGUAACGAUUAAAUUAUUACGAAGCGGUGUUGCACUUAACCUGCGGGAUUGUUCGACGGAAUUCCGAUUAGCCCUCGAGAGGAAUUAACGACUCGCCAAGGACGUGACAAUUGCGUCCAGCUGUCUGUAGGAUUAAAUUUAUUCCCUCCGAUGUUCAAAAGUAACCCGACGACACUUUGUACUUUGGGGAAUCUCACCUUGUCUCCCGUUCGAAAUUCACGGAUCUGUAAAAUUGGACACGUUUCUCCAACUUGUACAAAUGUUAUGCGUUAGGUGUUCAUUCGUCGGAGAACCGAGCAAAUGGCGUACGAAACGUCCCGGCAGGCUGCGCACAGAGUUUGUCGAGAUUGUGCCUUUAAGAGAACUGUGAAGGAACUGUUAAAGGUCUUCAAAAAUUUCCGAUCGAAUCAAAGAUUAAAAAAAAAACGAAAAAAAAAAAAAAGAAGAAUCAAAAAGCAGCACGAUGUUCGUGGAUCUCGUACGUCAGCUAUCAACGUUGAGCAACUUACGCGAUGUCGUUGUAUCGAACAAAAGAGAUAUCUCAUAUCACGUUUAAAAAAAAAAAGAAACAAAAAAAAAAAGAAAAAGAAAUUUCCUUUUCUUCCAGAAAAGUAUCGAACGCUGUUUAAAGUAUCUUUUUUAAAGAUGAAGGAUCCGAAAGGAACGUGAAAGAUAACUGCAAUUGUUAGGUAAACGUGGAAUUGGUAGGUUGCUCAGACCUUGAUAAAGGAAUAUAAUCAAAAAAUGUGUCGAUGAAAGUAUUUAGUCGACACCUUCCAUCAAGUUGUUAGAUGUCGCCGAUGAUACACUACGUCUAGUGUAUACCGACGAUGAAUUAUAUGAAUAUAUUAAAUAUAUAUUUAAAGAAGUAUAUAUAUAUAUAUACACAUAUAUAUAUAUAUAUACAUAUAUUGUACUUAUAUGUAUAAUGGAGGAAACGAAAACGCGCGACGAAGAAGUAUAUAAGUUAUUUGGUAGAGUAUUUAGACGACACGUAUUGCCGCGCGGAGAAACGUAUAAAUAAAAGUGAAAACAUUAAAUAUUGCGGACGUAGAAAGUCGAGGAGCCGACGAAAUAUACACGCCCUUUCGUUCGGUGAAAAGUAUGCUUUUUCUGAAGGGAAUGCACGGUACUCGGAACUUUAUUCCUUUUUUCUUUUUCUCUCUUUCUUUCGUUGUUUCAAUAACGACGAUAAGAGAAUGAUAAAUCUCGCAGCCUCGGUAUGUAUGCACCAAGGACACGAAGUAGUAAAGAGAUUUGAAUCAUAAUGUGUCGUACGUUAAGACUGUAGUUGUAACGCAAGCUAUUAUCAUCGGGAUUUUUUACAUGUCCAUUUUUUAACGUGUGUUUAAUAUUCAACACUUGCUGUAGCAACUUUGGGACCUUUUUGAGAAAUAUAUAUAUACGUAUAUAGGGAGAGAAAAAAAUUCUUUUUAGGAAUGUCCCGCGUGUACUGUGACAUCCCGGCUGCGAUGCGUUAUGUUAAAAAAGAUGCGACGUUUAUUUUAUUACAAACAUAUAUAAUGUAAGUGUAGUUUAUUAAUUCAACCACUCUGUUGACUUUUUGCUGAUUUAAUUCGCUAUUUGUGAUGCUCGAAAGCCGAGAGAAGUUUUAAACUAAUCUCCGUGUCUCUCCUCUGCUUUGUGAUCGAGCUCCGAGUCCCGUGCAGGCACCUGUGACUCGUGUUGAUUGAUCUAUCGGUACAUCGACUUGACAUAAUUCGUGCCAGCCACCCUGUACCUACAAUGGGACCAAAUUAAACGAGCAAGCUUUUAUUUCGCGUUCACCGUCGCGCUUACGUCCCGCAUAUUUUAUCGUGUAUCGGAAAACCUUCCCUCGUUCGCUCGAUCGCUUCGAACAGGAGGCGAAAAAUUCGUAUUGGAACGCGUUCUUUAACACGCUCAAUGUUACUACUUCCGUUGUGCAACUUAAAUUUUUUUUUUUUUCUUUCCUCUAGAAGAAGACAAUUUCGCGAAUUGUAAGAGCUUUCGAUCUCUCCUUCACCCCCCCCCCCUCUCUCGUAUGUCAUGUUAAAUUAAAUUGACUUUUACACAAACUCGGGUCGUUUCGAUCUCUGUAACAUGGAGCGUGUUAAACGGGAGAAUCUCUCUGUGAAAGUAAAAAAACGAACGGAACGAAAAGAACUGCAUAGUGUUCUCGUCGAAGUGAGGAGGAGCUUUGGGAGAGCGUCGUGUUGAUCGUUGUUCGCAAUGAAUGAUAAUCGAUCGAGCGUGAUAGACUAAACACUUUUAACGACGAUAACGUUCGACCUUUUUCUUUUUCUUUUUUUUUUGUUCUUGGCCGUUGUAGAAACGUCCAAGGGGCAUGGAAUGAUGUGUAAAUGCUGUGAUUUGUUUUAAAAUUAAAAACGAGCGUAGUAUUUAUAGCGGUGUACACAGCGUCGGCAAAAGACGAGUUGUGAUAAAACGAUGAGAAAGAAAGAGAGAGUAGAGAUUUCCGUAAGAAAUUUUUGACGAUACACAUAAUUGUCACACAUAGAAAUCAUCAGGGUUCUCUUGCACAAUUGGACUGUUGUAACGCUGUAAACAGAAUCAGAGGAGCCCUUGCAGAGAACAACGAUGCGAAACGCCAUUCACUUUCAGUCAUUACUAUGCAUUCUGCUUGAAGAUAGAAAUAAUAUAUUUUAAAAGUAGAAAAAGGGUAUCUUUGCUUUUCUACGUACGAAUGAUUUAAGAACAAAUAGCAUGGUGGUAGCCAAUCUUUUUCUGCCCAUGCCUCACCUAAGCUUUGGUCUUCAAAAUUCUGUUGCCCCACCAUUGUGCGACACAUAAUUCUUGUUAUUCAAUAACUGACAAUUUUUGACGUGGAGGAAGCCUAAAGGACCAUGAACUUGGUCUUAAACAAGCUUCCAUGAAAGAAAAAGAUUAGAAUGUCAAGUCUCCAUUGAAAGAAAUGCAAAAAAUUCACUAGUUACUCAAAUUGUACCAGUAACACAAACUGGUAACUCAAAUUGAGUUAUUAACAAUUUUUCUGCAUUUCUUUCUGUUUUCUUUCAUGGAUAUCGUGUGUCUUUGGAGGCUCGCUUAGUUAAGCCUCCUUUCAGCCUUCCUCUACGUUAAAGGUUCACUUGCAAUUGGCGUUUUCUGCAAGAGCUCUUUGAUCCUGCGUGUCGCAUCUCAAAAGUUGUCAGUGUCGACCCGGCGAAGUCACAAAACCACCAAUCCAGAGGUGGAGGAGAGGACGUUUGCAACCAUUUGUUAGUUUCUAUCAGCGAAGAUCAUUGUGCAAGAGAGCUUAGAGAGUUGUUUCAACAUUUUUGGAUUAACUAGUAAGUGCACAAAAA